This is a messenger RNA of Drosophila obscura, 1763 nucleotides long. RefSeq names its product 4-coumarate--CoA ligase 2-like. NCBI's taxonomy places the organism in Eukaryota, Metazoa, Arthropoda, Insecta, Diptera, Drosophilidae. The record is from RefSeq and is a predicted model, not a curated record. Gene Ontology annotation, molecular function: long-chain fatty acid-CoA ligase activity. Bases 44 to 1705 code for a protein of 553 amino acids. The transcript is spliced from 3 exons. Gene Ontology annotation, biological process: long-chain fatty acid metabolic process; fatty-acyl-CoA biosynthetic process.
CGCAAACACUUUGAAACUUUGCCGAUAAGUGAUAGACCUCAUAAUGCCGUUCUAUCCGCAAAUAACCUACGAUGACAAUCUCAAAGUGUGGAGUGGAGGCGAAAAAUCAAACUACUUCGCACCUCAUCUCUCCAUUGGGCAGAUCAUAUUCCGGGAGAUGGAAAGGCACCCAAAGCUCAUAGCACAGAUAUCAGCCACUGAGAAGACGGUGCUGACCCGUGAGGAGGUGCGUUUCAAUGCGAUGCGAGUGGCUAGCUACAUGCGGGGACUGGGCCUAAAGCAAACGGAUAUUGUGGGCCUCAUGGCCAGGAACACCACGCAUCUGGUGGCCGUGGCCUAUGCCUGCUUCUUCAACGGUGUGCCGUUCCACUCCCUCAACAUCUCCUACGAGCAGGAGACCAUAGAGAAGCUGUUCAGAAUCACCAGACCCCGUCUGAUCUUCUGCGACGGGGAUGAGUACGAGAGAGUGCUGGCAGCCGCCGAAACCCUCCAGCUGGACUCCACAAUAAUUAGCAUGCGGCAUCACCCGUUCGGCUGCCUUCGUAUUCAGGAUAUCCUGACCACACCCAUUGAGGAUAACUUCCAGCCCUCCCAGCUGGAGCAGGGCCCCGACCAGACCCUGGCCAUUCUCUGCUCCUCAGGGACCACGGGCGUGCCCAAGGCAGUCACGAUUACGAACAGUCAACAGGUUCUUUUGACCUUUUUUCGUCUGACCUCCAAUGAUGUGCAAUAUACGCACAGCACCCUAGACUGGAUUUCGGGACUCAUAACCAUCAUUAGCGCUGGGGUAUUCAGCACUACGAGCAUUAUAGCCGACAAUGUUUUCGAUCCUGCGUGCAUGUGUCGUAUGAUCGAGGAGUACAAGAUCACAUUCAUCUUUCAGUGUCCCUCGCAUAUGGCCAUGCUGGCCAACUGUCCGGAAUUCGAGUCAUCCGAUCUGUCAAGCAUUCGGUUCUACAUUUAUGGCGGAUCCAACUGUUCCUUGGAGGUUCAGAGCCGUAUUCGAAGUCGCCUAAGCCACGACUGCCUGCACUUUGCGUACGCGGUGACGGAGCUGAACAGCGUGGGCUGCACAAACCUCCACUUUGACGAGAAACCCAACUCCGUGGGCCGGCCGAUAAGGGGAAUCAGUCUGAAGAUAAUCAAUGCACAGGGCGAGGCCCUAGGACCAAAUGAAACGGGUCAAGUCUGCUUCCAUAAUGGUCAGAAUUGGUCGGGGUACUACGGGAACCCAGAAGAGACUCGCAUAGUGAGGGACUCCCAGAAGUGGCUGCACACUGGAGAUCUGGGGUAUAUGGACGGUGAUGGCUUCCUGUACAUAAUCGAUCGGCAAAAGGACAUGCUCAAGUACCACAACAUCAUGUACUAUCCCAGCGAGAUAGAGACAGUGAUCUCCCAGAUGCCUAACGUGGCCGAGGUCUGUGUCUUCGGCGUUUGGGAUGCAGUCAAUGGCGAUGAGGCUGCCGCGUCUGUGGUGAAGCGGCAUGGCUCCGCUCUGCACGCCCAGGAUGUUGUGGACUACGUAAACGAGUCCAUCGAUGCCAAUUACAAGAAACUGAACGCAGGAGCCAUCAUUGUGGACGAUCUGAAACGCAGUGCCAAUGGAAAAACCAAUCGACAUGCAACCAGAGCUCACUUCCUGGAAGUCACCACCAGGAGACGUUCGGAGAACAUGAGAUACAGUGAUCGAUCGGAACAGUGCUAAUUAUACCCGUACUCAAAAAAGAGUUAAGGGGUAUAUUAGAUUUGUGGUAAAAGUGGAU